This is a messenger RNA of Etheostoma cragini (Arkansas darter), 1469 nucleotides long. It is a transcript of the gene mecr, whose product is annotated as mitochondrial trans-2-enoyl-CoA reductase. Gene Ontology annotation, biological process: fatty acid metabolic process. Bases 155 to 1315 code for a protein of 386 amino acids. NCBI's taxonomy places the organism in Eukaryota, Metazoa, Chordata, Actinopteri, Perciformes, Percidae. The record is from RefSeq and is a predicted model, not a curated record. Gene Ontology annotation, molecular function: trans-2-enoyl-CoA reductase (NADPH) activity. Gene Ontology annotation, cellular component: mitochondrion. The transcript is spliced from 10 exons.
UUUUCUCUGUUUAUACUUUCGACGACACAAUAAUCUCAUAGGUAAAAUCCAAUAUGGCCGUGCAGGGAGAGGAAUGCUAGCACACCCUUCAGAAGACAAAUAUUACUUCACAGUGUAAUUAUUUUAAUAGGGUAAAGUAAAAUCGUGACUCGCAAUGUGGCUGCCAUUUCACAUAGUCUUUUUAAGAAGCCAGGCAGUUUUCAAAAUACGCUUUUCUGCUGCUCUUUUAAAAUGUUCAAGGCACAAGGAUAACGGUAACGUUACUGUUAACGUUUCUCGCUUUAGUCAUUCAGCUGGACUCGCAGCACAGCCAUGCAAGGCUCUUCUGUUCCGAAAACAUGGAAACCCUUCUCAAGUCGUUCAGUUGGAAGAUGUAGCUCUGCCACCCAUUGGUGCGAAGGAUGUCCUGGUUAAAAUGCUGGCAGCUCCAAUCAACCCAUCUGACAUUAACAUGAUUCAAGGUACUUAUGCUAUCCUGCCUGACCUCCCGGCAAUUGGAGGCAACGAAGGAGUGGCCCAGGUCGUGGAGGUGGGUUCCCAGGUGAAGUCUCUCAAAACAGGAGACUGGGUCAUUCCAAAAGAUGCUGGGCUAGGGAUGUGGAGGACAGAGGCUGUUCUAGCAGAAGACGAUGUCAUCUCGCUGUCGAAUGACAUUCCCUUGUUGUCUGCUGCCACACUGGGGGUGAAUCCUUGCACUGCAUUCAGGAUGCUGUCUGACUUUGAAGACCUCAAGCCAGGGGAUUCUGUGAUCCAGAAUGCAGCUAACAGUGGAGUUGGGCAGGCUGUCAUACAGAUUGCUGCUGCGAGGGGAAUAAACACUAUCAACAUUGUCAGAGACAGGCCAGAGUUCACACUGCUCAGUGAUAGGCUGAAGGCCAUGGGAGGAACUCAUGUGAUCAAAGAAGAGGCACUGAGGCGGCCUGAGAUGAAGGAACUGUUCAAGACCUGUCCAAAGCCUAAACUGGCACUGAAUGGAGUUGGAGGCAAGAGUGCAACAGAACUGCUACGUCAUCUACAGUUUGGAGGAUCCAUGGUGACAUAUGGAGGGAUGUCCAAACAGCCAGUUACUGUCCCUGUGAGUGCUCUUAUAUUCAAGAAUGUGAAAGUUCUGGGAUUUUGGGUCACACAGUGGAAGAGAGAUCACUCAAGCGAUGGUAGGGCAUUCAGAGCCAUGCUGGAUGAACUGUGCCACCUCAUUCAGCAGGGAAAGCUGACAGCUCCUGCCUGCACUGAGGUGGGCUUCCACGACUACAACAAAGCUCUGGACACAGCUAUGCAGCCUUUCACCUCAGCUAAACAGGUCCUGAUCAUGUGAACAGACUCCUCACCUAAUCAAAACACCGUCAUGACCAAAGUGUAUGAACUGAAUUGUAACCCGAGGACUGCCAUAUUAUUGUUUCCGUGUCAAUCAAAUACUCCGCUCAAGCACAUAUUCAAUAAAUGUGUCUUCACAGCAGGUGCAAAGUCCA